This is a messenger RNA of Pantherophis guttatus, 1485 nucleotides long. NCBI's taxonomy places the organism in Eukaryota, Metazoa, Chordata, Lepidosauria, Squamata, Colubridae. The record is from RefSeq and is a predicted model, not a curated record.
CUGUCCAGACCUUGCUGAGUAUCAAGCUUCUGAGAAGAAAAUCAGCAAGAUAGAAACAAAGUUGAAAAGAAAAAAAAAAAAAGAGAGAGGAUUUGUGGAGGCCAGAGGUACCCAAUCCCUUGUCCACAGCACAUUGGGAACUGGUCCAGGCAAGCAGCAGAUUGAGAAGAAUUAUUGAACACUGACCAUAGCAAGAUGAUGGAAGCAAUUAUCUUAUCUCCCCACACUAUUACAAUGAAAACAAAUCACACAGAGCCACAUAUAAGCAGCAAAAGGUUUUUCAUGGAAAUGGUGGGAGCCUUAUCCAUUCCAAUCUGUUUCUGGGGAUUGAUUGGGAAUGCAGCUGUUUUUUGGCUUCUCUGCCGCAAGGUGAAGAAGACAACAUUCAUAGUUUAUUUUCUCAAUUUGAUAAUAGCCGAUUUUAUUGUGGCUGCUUACUUCCUUACAGUGUUUUGUGUAUUUCUGACAUCACUUUUUAUCAGUUAUUAUUUUUUACGUACAAUGGAGAGUAUUUAUUCAUUGUCAAGCAAUGCCAGCAUUUUUUUAUUAACAGUUAUAUGCUUUGAAAGGUAUGUCAUGGUCUCUUUCCCACUCUAUUAUCAACAGCACCGUCCAAAGGACUUCACAACGAAUAUGUGCUGCAUAAUAUGGUUCUGGUCUUUCCUAGUGGCCCUGAUGUUAUAUGUUGGCUGCUACCCACAAUUGUUUUCAGUCUCCGCUCCAAGGUCUUCUAUAUGUCAUGGUGCAUUACUUUUUGAAUCUAUUGUUCAGCUUAUGGUUUUUUUCCCCAUCAUGUCCUUUUCUGCUUUCUCUCUUUUUAUCAGAAGGCGGAAAAGAGCAAAGCAAAGGACCAAAUCAAGACUUGACAUCACCCUCAUAAUCAUAGUUGUCCUUUCUCUUAUUUGCAUUUUUACAUUUCAAACUCUUGGUUUUAUAAGCAACUGGGUUUAUGAACUUCGUGAACCAACUUUAUUUAAACUCUCUCUGCUGUUUGACUCCAUCAAGAGCAGCAUCAACCCUUUGGUCUAUUUCUUCGUUGGAAAUCAGCAAAGACAGAAGGUCACAGAGCCUAUGUAUAAGUUGCUUGAGAGAGCUUUGAAUGACAAAGAAAGCACAGAUACUCCGGACACGUUAGCUACAGCUGGUCACAAAGGAAUUUGUACAUCAGAAAUGAAAAAAACAUAAAGACGUAUCUGAUGAAACUUUUUCUUUCCCCAAAAAUGCAUAUUACAGAUAUAUUUACCAUUUGCUACUUCUAAUUUAGUUUACUACCUAAGGCCUUUAGGAGAAUCAAGCUCAUGUUUUAAAAAAUGGGAUUUUAAGAUUUUAUAUUUGUAAGGGCUACUUUGCCUGGGGGCCAAAGCCUACAAAAAGCACGAUCAAAAAGUAUGAUCACAUAAAAAUGAAAACUACAUACAUACCAACCCUAUAAAGUGGACUAUUCAUAUUGCUUUGCUAAAAAUAAAACUAACACUAUUAACUGAA